AUGGCCUUUGAGAUUCGCGGUUUAAAUGUCGAACGGGUCGACCGCAACCAGUACGUGCCAAACGCCAAGGUAUUACUCGAGACCCUGAUGAGUGACAUAGAGGGCGCGCCCCAUAAGGAUUUUAAUGACUUGACGGACUACACGAGAUUCGGGUUUCCAAAUAUAAAAGACCAGGAUCUUUUCAUGACGGUCAACAUGUGGUGUGUGUUUACCUUUUUCCUGGAUGAUUUCCUUGAGAGCCAAACGACUAAACUGGAGUAUUGGGUGAGUAAAUGGGAACAAAACAUAACGGAUGGCCACUCGUCUGGCACCGACUUUUUGGAUAUAUUUUUUAAUGAAUUGCGCGCCAAAAUGAACAAGGUACUUUCGGAGAAAUUGAUUUCGAUGCACAAUUAUUGGUACAUGAAAUUUGUGAGUUUGCACACUGAAACUGAAAAGGUUAAGACUGGCGAUCAUAUGUACACAUUGGAUGAGUACGAUGCAUUCAGG
Messenger RNA from Oppiella nova, 489 nucleotides. The record is from the annotation of a GenBank genome assembly. Lineage: Eukaryota; Metazoa; Arthropoda; Arachnida; Sarcoptiformes; Oppiidae.